Messenger RNA from Anisakis simplex (herring worm), 210 nucleotides. NCBI's taxonomy places the organism in Eukaryota, Metazoa, Nematoda, Chromadorea, Rhabditida, Anisakidae. The record is from the annotation of a GenBank genome assembly.
GAAAUGUCCAGAACUUUAAUCGUUGACAAUGGUGUUGGAACGAUUAAAGUGGGUUAUGCGGAGGACGAUUCGCCGAGAAUAAUACCGAAUUGUAUAGUAAAAGCAAAGAACGAGCGAAAACGGGUUUAUAUCGCAGAUGAAAUUGAUGAAUGUAAAGAGCAUUCGAGUUUGUUCUUUUUGAUACCUGCCGAGAAGGGGUAUAUUGGUUAG